Messenger RNA from Chlorella variabilis, 552 nucleotides. RefSeq lists its product as hypothetical. NCBI's taxonomy places the organism in Eukaryota, Viridiplantae, Chlorophyta, Trebouxiophyceae, Chlorellales, Chlorellaceae. The transcript is spliced from 4 exons. The record is from RefSeq and is a predicted model, not a curated record. Gene Ontology annotation, cellular component: membrane; cytoplasm. The annotation marks the transcript as partial.
UGCAGCGACGCCUCCUUCAUCAUCCCGCUCGGCCUGGCGGCGCCCUACGCCUGGCGCCUGGUGCAGUGCAUACGCGUGUACCUGGACACAGGCGCCCGCCCGCAGCUCUUCAACGCGCUCAAAUACUCAACAGCCUUUCCGGUCAUCCUGCUGUCUGCGGUGAAGUACCAUGUCGCUCACGAGGUGUGGCGCCACACGCUCAAGCCGCUGUGGCUGGGUGCCGCCUUCCUCAACUCCGCCUACUCCUUCUACUGGGAUGUGGAGCGGGACUGGGAGAUCUCCUGGUUUGGCCAGAUGGGCGGCGCGCAGCGCGGCGCGGUGGUGCCGUCGCCGGUGCUGCGCGGGCAGCUGCUGUACCGCCGUCCUUUCUACCUCUACCUCAUGGCCUCCAACCUCGCCCUGCGCCUGGCCUGGACCUACAAGCUGUCGCCCCACCUGCGCGAGCACCACGUCGUGGUCUUCUUCAUCGUGCUGGCAGAGGCCUUUAGGCGCUUCCAGUGGCUGUUUGUGCGGGUGGAGGUUGAGCUGCGCAAGAUCCAGGCCCACCGCCCC